Messenger RNA from Otolemur garnettii (small-eared galago), 3699 nucleotides. It is a transcript of the gene CUNH2orf72, whose product is annotated as chromosome unknown C2orf72 homolog. Bases 121 to 969 code for a protein of 282 amino acids. The transcript is spliced from 3 exons. Lineage: Eukaryota; Metazoa; Chordata; Mammalia; Primates; Galagidae. The record is from RefSeq and is a predicted model, not a curated record.
GCCGGGGGGUCCCGGUCCCGGGCCAGGCCCUCGGGGGCGUGUCUCCCCCACCCAGGCGAGGCUGCUCCGAGAGGCGGGCAGCGGGUGCACGGGGGCCGCAGAGAGCGGGCGGCGGCGAGCAUGGAGCGCGAGCUGGAGGCGCUGGCGGCGCGGCCCGCGCGCCCGGCCGAGACGCCCUUCCAGGCGCUGGUGGAGGCGGCUGGGGGCCGCGGGCAGGUGCUGCUGGUGGGCGAGCUGUGGGAGCGCGAGCAGAGCCGCGCACUCCUGCGGGACUUUGCCCGGGCCGUGUUCCCACCCGAGCCGGCGGCGGCCAAGCCGGGCGGAGCGGCGACCGAGGGCGCGGGCCCCGGGGCGGCGCGCUGGGCUCAGAGGGCGCCGGGGGCGGCGGCGCGCGCCAUCCGUUCGCCGCUCGUCUUCGUGCUGUGCCGCGAGUCGUCGCUGGCUGCCCGGGAGCCGCGGCGCCGCCUGCGGGAGAUGCUGCGGGACGUGCGCGGCCGGCGGCGAGCAGGCGGGGCACUGGUCGGGGUGCUGGUGGCGGAGGCCGGGCCGGAGGACGCGGUGGCGCUGGGACUGCGGCUGCUGGAGGCGCUGCUUCGUACGGUGUUCGGCCGCCAGGCAGGGGGUCCGGUGCAGGCGGCCGCCUACUGCCCCGGCUACCCGGCCUCUAGUCUGGCCGUCCAGGCGGCCGCCUGCAGGGCCCUGCAAGCCGCCGGGCCCCGGCGACCAGCAGAAGGACCGGGCCUUCCAGGACUGUUGGCCUGCUUUUCCUGGGGUCCCUGGAGCCGGAGGAAGGACCGAGAUGUUGCUGUUUCCAGCCUCCCAGCUCAGGAUAAUUCCCAGGAGCCUGAAGAGGAGCUCGCACUAACAGCCGUAUUUCCCAAUGGAGACUGUGAGGACCUUGGAAGGGGGUCAAAAGCCCAGGAUGGAGUCAUCCACACUCCUGCUGAGCCUGCUGGAGACUCGAGAUGAAUGAAGGCUGGACCCUUGGGCUGUCCCUGGUUCUAACCUACACCUACAGGGCUGUCCUGGCUCUCUCUCUGAUCCCCCACGUCUCCAUGUUGGCCUUAGCCAGUGGUAUCUACAACAACCCCACCUGCUGGGGGGCUGCAACAUUCAGAGUUACCAGCUAGACAGAGGGACUUAUUAAGAUAAGCUGGACCCAGAAAAAUGUAUCCCCUGGGAACCUACUCCCCACUUAGCAUGUGCUCACUUUGUGAUUGCAGGGAGGUUACUUUGUCUCUCUGGGCCUUGCUUUCUCUGAGCCAUUGAGACAGAUGACUUUCUGCUUUGAGGCUGUGCAGUGCUGUGGGACCCCAUGGUGUGUUCGCAUGCUCUGGCUCUGUACAGGAGCAUUCAUUGUUUAGAGUACAGCUGGAAAGAACUGUAGACCAGAAGUCAUCAGGUCUGAGGCAUAGCCUUGGACAUGUCACUCAUUCUCUGGGGCUUCUGUUUCCCAAAUGCAUGAGGGGGCUACCAACCCAGAGGCCUUCAACUGGGCACAGGCUGUCCCUCCAAGCAAUGCUGGAAAUGUAUGUGUUGGGGGAGGUCACUGUGACUGUGGGGCACCCCCAGCAUUUUGUGGGUAUUCCACAAAGGGCAGGACGGCCUCCAACAACAUAGACUGAGUCUACUUAAAAUGCCAAUCAUGUCACCUUUGAGGAAACUCUGCAUGAGCCAACUUUUCCUCUCUGUCAACAAGCGCCCCAGAGCAGAGAGGGUCUGGUCUUCAGGGACUGGGCUCCCAGGGCAAGCCAGAAUAAAGAAAGACCACACUGUAGCCUUGGGGAUCCACUGAGCCAGGGCUGAGAAAGUCAGUGUGGUGCAGGGCCAGGACAGAAAUAGCUGUGCACACCUGUGAGAAGAAAGAGCCUUUUUCUUUCUCAUGCUGACCUUGACUUUCUAUGCCAAGUCCUUUAAGGAUAAGAAUAUUGGGAAGUACCCAUGGCACCAAAAAGAAGGAGAGCUAGGAGUGUGAGAUGCUUGAGCAUAGGACUUGCUCUAGAUGACAGUCCUAGCCCAAAUUCAAAGUAGACACAGCCCAGAGGUUCCUGAAUCUUUUCUUCUGUGUCUGAGCCUAAGAGUGGGGAGGGCUGUCUGUCUACUCAUAGCAGAAGCUCUGCAUCACCUCCCUGGUCUUUUUUACCUGCCCCUGGAGAAAUCUAGACUCUUUGGAAUGGCAAAAGCAGCUCCUGAUCUUCCUAGUGGGAAGCACAGUCCGAGGGAAGUAGCCGCAUACAUUCACUCACUUGUGCGUGAUUCCCUCUGCAACAUACACAUACUGUGUGCUCCGUGCCCUGUGAAGUGCUGCAUAACUUAGGCCAUCCCAGCUCUCCCUGUGGUAGUGUAAGCUGUGUGAUAUGAACAUGCUUUUGGUUGAGGGUCUCUAUGACAUUAAGGAGGGGCCCUCCUUGCUCUAUGCAGUUUCUUCUCAGUUUCUUCUUCAUAAUAAGGAGCCUCAUCCUAGCCCUGCCUCAUGGAGAUAGUGUGAGGACAAGCAGGAUGACAUCUUUACAUUUGAGGUUGUUUUUCAGGAGGCUUCAUUUUAAUAAUGCAGGGCUGCCAGGCGUGGUGGCAUGCACCUGUAGUUCCCAGCUAUGCAGGAGGCUGAGACAGGAGGAUCAUUUGAACGUAGGAGUUCAAGGUUACUGUGAGCUAUGAUUGCACCUGUGAAUGGGUACUGCACAGCAGCUGGGUGACAUCAAGACCCUAUCUCUAAAAUUAAAAAAAGUAAUAAUGUAAUGCAGGGGUGCCUCACCAACAGACUGACCCAGCUGGCCUCCUGCAUAAUAAUGAACUCAAUGAAUUUUGACUCAUUGUUUUUAAUUGAUUUUGUUUUGAAAUGAGGAGACAUAUAUUUUUGAAGCUGCUAUAUUUUUCUAUUUCUCUAUUUCUUUGUACUAAUUGGGUUGAAGUUUAAUGAUUUGAUGGGGGAGGGAGGUUUUUUAAUUUAGAAAUUUGUCUAAGGCAGAAGUUAUGAGAUGCCCAAAUCUUGCAUUUGUUGCCAAUGUUUGGAACUUGGGAAGUUGCACAUAAAAAAAAGUAAUAAUCGAGUUUUCUGGGUGGAGGGUGGGGCAUGUCUCCAGUUUGCUGCGUUUCCCCACCCCCUUCCACCUCUGGUCCCUCUCACUCCCUGCCUACCCCCCACCCCCUACUGCCCUUCACUUGUAGAGGACACCUGCCCACCUGCCUAUGCCGGGCUGGGUGGGCGUUGGAGCCUGUAGCCUUUCGUCUAAUGGUGGUUUACACAUUGUCUUUUCAUUACCUUCAGUGUUUCCUAUGAAUAGUUGAAGAGAGAAAGUCUGUUUACUGAAAUGGGUUCCGCCUCCCAAUCGACAAAACAGGCCUGAGCUUGUCUCGGCUUCCUUGAGAUGGCUACUGUGGGCACCGUCUUUAUAGGGACAGAUUCUGUUAUUUUCUAGCAAACAGGUACCAAAAGGGAUAACCUUGGUGAUAAGUGUCUUCUCUGAAGGACUUUAAGAAGGCCCAAAGGUUGGGGUGGGUCUGUUUAUGGGAGGAGACCCUGGAUUAGGUCAGGAGUCCCAGGAGCAGUCAGCAGCAGGCCUCCAGCAGGGUCACAGUCUGGGCUCUCAAGUGCUCAUCUUUCUAAUACUGCAGGGUUGUGCCCCUUCUGACUUGAGUUGAUAGUUCAUUCUAUCUAAUAAAAUCAAACAAUAUCUUAUUGGUAUCUAAUCAAAAACA